This is a messenger RNA of Closterium sp. Naga37s-1, 1608 nucleotides long. NCBI's taxonomy places the organism in Eukaryota, Viridiplantae, Streptophyta, Zygnematophyceae, Desmidiales, Closteriaceae. The record is from the annotation of a GenBank genome assembly.
AUGGGGGCGAUGACGUCAUCUCUCGCGGCGAAAUUCGCGUUUUUCCCGCCGACGCCGCCGUCGUACUCGAUAGUGGAGGACCCGGUAACGGGCAAGCUGCGGUUCGAGGACAUCGCGCCGGCGGAGAACGUGGAGGUCACGUUCCUGGACACGGCGCGCGGGCAGCGCAUCGCCGCCAUGUUCGUCCGCAACCCGCGCGCGCGCCUCACGGUGCUGUACUCGCACGGCAACGCCGCGGAUCUCGGACAAGUGCACGACCUAUACGUGGAGCUUAGCAACAUGCUGCGAGUUAAUCUCCUCGGGUACGACUACACUGGUUAUGGUGCUUCAUCGGGCAAGCCCACGGAGUUCAACACGUACGCGGACAUAGAAGCCGCCUUCACGUACCUCACCGCACAGCACCGCAUUCGACCGGAGGACAUUAUCCUCUACGGGCAGUCCGUGGGCAGCGGUCCCACGGUGGACCUGGCCUCUCGCACUCCGCGCCUGCGAGGCGUGGUGCUGCACAGCCCUAUCAUGUCUGGCCUGCGCGUGCUAUACGAGGUCAAGACGUCUUUCUUCCUCGAUAUCUUCACUAACAUUGACAAGCUUCCCAAAGUGGAGUGCCCAGUCUUUGUCAUGCAUGGCACGGCAGACGAUGUGGUGGAUGUCUCCCACGGGAGGGGCCUGGCAGCUGUCUGCAAGCGGCCGUUUGAGGCGCUGUUCAUAGAGGGUGCGCGGCACUGCGACCUCGAGUUCUUCCCCGAAUACCUCAAGCAGCUGCGCCGCUUCAUCGCCUUCCUUGACCAGCACCCGCCGCCGCCCCUGGUGGAAGGCGAGGAGGACGACAUUGCGCGGCGCGGGAAGAAGCACCCGCCGCCGCCCCUGGUGGAAGGCGAGGAGGACGACAUUGCGCGGCGCGGGAAGAAGCACCCGCCGCCGCCACUGGCGGAGGGCGAGGAGGACGACAUUGCCAGGCGCGGAAAGAAUGCAAGGAGAGAGGGGGUAGAGAAGAAGAUGGUGAGUGAGUGGGGAUCCUCAUUUGCCUUGCUCAUUCCUCUGUCUCGUUGCUUCCCAUCUUCUCACACCCUCUCUCACACUUCUCCUCCUUCAGACGCCGUCCACUUCAGGAUGGACAACGCCAUUAAAGCCUUCCACUUCAGGAUGGACAACGCCACUAGUGGGGGAUCUGCUAGCGCUCGUUCCUCUUUGCACUUCUUCUCCUCUCCUGCACCAUCCACUACCAGUAGUACUGCUACUGAUGCUGAUGCUGAGGCUGAUAAGAAGCCGGGGAACAGCAACAGCGUGAAUGGUGUUAGUUGUGCUGGUGAUGGUGCUGGUGCUGGUGCUGGGGGGGAAAAGGGUGGUGGUGCUUUUGGUGGGUGGAGGGCACGUCUAGGCCGGCCGUAUAAAGCACCCAUAUCGGAGCUAAAGCAAGCUGCCGCAGCUGCUACCACUACCACGGACAGUAGAGGCGGGGACGAUGCUGCUGCACAUGCAGCCGAUACAGCCGACACAGCAGCAGCGGCAGGAGCAGGAGAAGUUGAGGGGGAGGCAGUGGCAACGGAAGGUACAGCUAAUCGUCCUGCUGUAGCAUCAGGAGCAGGUGCAGCGGGUGUGAAGGCAUGA